Iphiclides podalirius (scarce swallowtail) is the source of this 2739-nucleotide messenger RNA. NCBI's taxonomy places the organism in Eukaryota, Metazoa, Arthropoda, Insecta, Lepidoptera, Papilionidae. The record is from the annotation of a GenBank genome assembly.
AUGAGUGGAACAGCGGAUGGAGCAGUCCGCAAGCCUAAUUGCAAGGCCAAGCUGGCGGGAAGUUGGGACAGUUGGGUUUACAUUGACUGCGGACCAAGUCUCUGGUUAACGAGUAUUCGAAAGGAUGGUGACAGGGGAUAUCUGGAGGGUCUCGCGUCUCGCUACGCGGACUUGUUCUCCACCCACUACGGCGAUGUGCUGGACCACCUCGAGGAAUUGAGGAGGCACGAGUGGGACGAGAUGUCGCCGCGGAUGCGCGUGCUGGGGGGCCCCGGCACCCCUCAAACGCCGCCGUCUGCCAGCCCGGGCUCCCUGGCGCUGAACAACCUCACCACGUCGCACUCGCAACCGAUCUACGUGCCCGGAAAAUAUUCGCCCUCAAGCUGCCUUACUGACAAAGAGGAAGACGAGAUAUACGGCUUCGGUUACGGCGUCUUUGGCAAGCAGAUGCUGCAAAGGCAGCAACAACAGAAACAGCUGCUUCUGGCACAGCCCACUCAGCCCCUCAUCCACAACCAACAGCACAACUACCAGAGCUGCCUCAGUCCCCGAUCGGCCUAUUUUUACGAAUUCCCACCGAGUGUCCUUUUCCCUUUAGACAACUGCCUGGGAACUGCAAAGAAGAAGGUCACAACCUUCUCGCGGCUGCUUCGCGGCUUGAAGUCCCACAGGAAAGAGAAGCACGGCUCGUGUUCGCCGAAACACAGCCACAGUCCAAGACAGACACUACCUCCGCAGAGGGUCGAUACACCAGACAGCGUGCUACAAAGUGGCCUGGGGCUAGGGCCCGGCCCCGACACAGCCUUGAGGUCCAUGGUUGACCCGCGGGACUAUGACCGCCUCCGCUUUUUACAAAUGACCGCCGCCCAACCAAACACCUUCGAAGAAACUAUACAGAGGUUGAAAGUUCAGGAAGCGAUGAAGAAAAAAGACAAGCUGGCGCGGGAACAGGAAGAGAUUCUAAGGGAUAUAAGGCACGGCCUAAUGAACAUGGGUCGGGACGGCGUCCGAGGGCCUUUUGGAGACGAUACGUAUAUGUACGACGACGAAGCACGCGGUCUGUCCGGCAGAGGGCAUUGGUACGACGAGCCGCCGUACGAAAGCGACCCUGAAGAUUUUCUGAUGGGCGGCGGGGCCCCCGCGGCGACAUUCCAAAAUGGCCGAGUUUGUUUCACGCUCAACCUAAGGAACGAGCCUAGAGGUGAAGGCGUGAUAUCGUUGAGGAGCGCUGGGGACAUUAGUUUAGCGAGGGCCCCUCGCAGGGGCUUGAUAAUACCGCAAAGUGGUCCCUUCCCAACUACAGUCAUCCCUCUCCAUUCGGCAAGGGACCGUGAGAGCGGGGAUUACGCCGCGUCCGACAUCCAAUCGAUCGGCUCGCGAUUAUCCGGAAUUUCGUUAGAGUCCAGCCGAUCUGAAAGGGACACUAGAAGGGGCUACCGUCAAAUGUCGGGAUACCGGAUAGGCAUCGAUCCCUUAUCACCCGCGUCCUCGGAUUACGAAGAUCAAGAAAGCGAAACGGACUCCCAACACAUAGCCACUGUGCAUAAGUCAGCUGACGAGUGCGAAGGAGUGUCCAAUUUAGCGGGAAAAGUGAGAGGCCUCAGACAAGAUGUACAAAGGAAAAUAUCACGAUUAAGGCAGGAGAGGGCUCCUGAAACCGACAGACGAACAAGUGGAGAUCAAGCGUUUCCAUGUUCUAAUAGUUCAUUUGAAAGUCUUCCCAGCGGAUCAGGCAGUAGCACUCAGGCAUUGGUUCGCGCCGGUAGUAAUCACUCAUCUCUCUCGGCAGAAGAAAACAUAGAAUUAAGUCCUGCCGGCCGGAGUUUACUUGUACCGCAAAUGCUGUGCCGGGCUCGGGCGCUGGUCGAUUACGUGCCCAAUAUUUAUGAGAAAGAUGCCUUGAGAUACAAGAAAGGAGAUAUCAUCGAAGUGAUCAAUAUGAAUGCCUCAGGCAUCUGGCGAGGCGUGUUAAAUAACAAAGUUGGCAAUUUCAAAUUCGCAAAUGUCGAAGUUCUCUCUGAUAGAGACACAAUGAGAUCUAGGACGUCGAAGUGGUGCAAAAGUCGCGAAAGGCUCUGGGAAACGCGACCGAGGACGGUGGAGGAAUUGCUCAAGAGGAUAGACCUGCCAGAGUAUGCUUUAGCAUUCGCUAGAAACGGUUACGAGGAUAUUGAGCUGUUCAAGGAGAUCGAGCCUUCGGACCUCGACUAUCUGGGCAUCAUGACGCCCGAGCACCGGACCCGGAUCCUCGCCGCCGUUCAACUGCUGCACCAGCUUGAAUGUGGCGACGGCAACGGGGAAGGCGACGGCGGUGGAUCCAGUUCGGAGGGGGGCGAUUCGCCCUUCGGUCGCAGGCAGUUCCCGCGCGACUCCGGCUGCUACGAGGCCAGCGUCGCGGUGGGCGGCGUACGCGUGAGGACAUCGCCCUUGGUGCACAGGUCGGACGAGCCUUCGCAACGACCUCCGGAGCCAGCCCCGCAGGUGAAACGCUCGAUCAGACGUAGGCAGCCCGAUGAAGCGGAGUGCGAUCGGAUCGAGCGCUACCCCGGCACCGGCGCUGAGAGGGUCGCGAUCCGCGGCGGCGGACUCCCCGGCGGUGCGAGAGAUGACACCUGUGAAACGGACCACAAGCUGAACGUCGUGAAGUUCGUCGCGGGCGGGGAGCCAUGCGCGUCGGAGAAGAGCAGCGAUUCGGGUGUGAGCAGCUCUUCGCUGAGCUCCGCACACCCACACCGCACU